AUGAAGAUCAAUUUCCGCACGUCGCCUUUGUUGGCCUUCACCCUCUCGGGUUUCUUGGGCUUAGCAUUGAGCGAUGGCCCACAGAAUCCCUUCGGCUCGGCAGAUGACGCCUCCCUCAACGGUGCCGGGGCCUCGGGUAGCCAGAAUCCCUUCGGUGAUAACACCGCAGGAGGAUCCGGUGGAGGAUCCCAGAAUCCAUUUGACCCCCCCAACGGAGGAGGUGCCGGUGGAGGAUCUCAGAACCCAUCUGACCCCUCCAACGGAGCUGGUCCGCUGAUCGAUGGAGAGGGCUGCCCUGCUACUCGGGCUGCUCCGCCGACCUCUGCGUUGGUUUAUGCCAAUUCUCCCAUCUGUCCCAGUGGUGACGGCAAACUGUAUCAGACGGCAGACGGAGCGACGUUCUUCAUUCAGUGCUGCACUCACGGAGCUGCUUCCGUCAUCAAGACCUUCAUUGCCACCGACUUUAGAGAAUGCAUGAACGAGUGCUCCAAGACGGACACCUGCAAUAGUGUCCAAUUCAUCGCCCACGCCCGAAACGCGGAUCCAUACCAUGAAUGCAAGCUCAGCCAUGAAGGCGGAUUCUCUUCUAUCGUCUGUGGAGCGGAGGACAUGCACAGCUAUGCAUUCCUAAUUGACCCGCCACCAAUCGAGGCCCUAGACUCUGCCACCAUCUUGUGCUCGACGGAAUGCCCGUAUGCGGAUGGGCAGCAGUUUGUCACCUCAGUUGGCGAGGCAUUCCGCAUGGAUUGUAGCAAGAGGCAUGGAACGAAGGUCAUCUACCGUGACAGACAGGACUCCUACAAAAAUUGCAUCGAGGCAUGUGGGAAGCUGUUGCCUUGCAAGAGUGUCGAUUACGAUAUACACCGGAAGAUCUGCUACUACGGCACGCACCUGGGCGAACCAUCAAUCGAAGCUCCUGGUUUUGCCAGCGCUCGCUCGAUGGGUUGUGCUGGCGCAUGCGGCGGUGGCGGAUGCGGUGGUUGUGGCGGCGGCGGUUCUAAUGACCCCCAAGCUCCACCCCCGGCUCAAGACACAUCGCCUUUCCCGCAAGACGGGUACCUUGGAAUUCCUUGA
Molecule: messenger RNA, 1074 nt
Organism: Phialemonium atrogriseum
Lineage: Eukaryota; Fungi; Ascomycota; Sordariomycetes; Cephalothecales; Cephalothecaceae
Exons: 5
Coding region: 1-1074 (357 amino acids)
Source: RefSeq, a predicted model, not a curated record